AUGGCGCCUAAAGGGCUCGCGAUCCUCAUCGGUGCAGGACCAACAUCCGGUGCUGGGAUUGCCCGUAUGCUAGCAAGUCCUCAACACGGCAAUCUCGCUGUCGCACUACUCGCGAGGAACCCAGACAAUCUUGAGACGCUCGCAUCUGACUUGCGACAAUCAUCGAACGGCAUCCUUCAUCCUUUCCCAACAGACACGCAGCCAGACAAUCUCCGACGGACGUUCCAGCUGAUUACUCAGCACCCUGACUUCCAGGGCCUGAAGUUGAAGCUAGCCAUCUACCAUGUCAAGAACUCUAGCAGGAAGCCAUUUCUGGAAGAGACCCCAGAGGCCUUCAAUGACAGCAUGGCUGCAUACACAACUGGUGGCGUCGUGUUUGCGCAGGAGGCCAUGAAGCUCAUGUACUCGCAGAACGGAGGACAGACUCUUCUCGCGGAUACCGGCGGCGCUAAGAAGGGCACUAUCAUCUUCACUGGAACUCUGGGUGCCAUGCGCACGAAUCAACAAUACGCCGCGUACGGCGCCUCGCGAGCGGCGGCGAGGAUGGUAGCGCAGGCAGUCGCAAAGGAGCAUAGCAAGUUCGGCGUCCACGUUGUCCAUGCUAUUGCUAACGGUGGCAUCAUCGACGAGGUAAACGAGGAUACCAAGACUGGUAGGAAGAUGCGAGCAGAAGACGUCGGUCAACUGUAUCUGUGGCUUGCGCAGCAGCCUACUUCUUUAUGGACUCACGAGUUGGACAUGAGACCAGCGCAAGAGUCGUUCUAAACUGUUUCGUGA
Microdochium trichocladiopsis is the source of this 777-nucleotide messenger RNA. RefSeq names its product short-chain dehydrogenase/reductase SDR. Bases 1 to 765 code for a protein of 254 amino acids. NCBI's taxonomy places the organism in Eukaryota, Fungi, Ascomycota, Sordariomycetes, Xylariales, Microdochiaceae. The transcript has a single exon. The record is from RefSeq and is a predicted model, not a curated record.